Cylindrotheca closterium is the source of this 1725-nucleotide messenger RNA. NCBI's taxonomy places the organism in Eukaryota, Bacillariophyta, Bacillariophyceae, Bacillariales, Bacillariaceae. The record is from the annotation of a GenBank genome assembly.
AUGCCGCCAUCAACAUCAUCCAAUAGCAAAACCAGGAGUAAACAACGAGGAAUGGGAAGCGCAGACUCCCCCAUCAUGAUUGAAGAAGCGAGAGAUCACCGGGGGCGUCCAUUGGAUCCUCCUUCCAGCAAUACAACAAAGACUAGCAAAAUCACCGAAACGAGCAGCGCCUUGUUCAAUCAAAUGAAUCAAUCCGUCAAGUCGUUGGCCCAAAAAGCAAAGAGCAUGAAUACUGCCGCAAACAAGAACAAGAACACAAACAAGAACAAGUCUAGCACGAAUCAUGCCAAUUUCAGCACGGUUUCGGCCAAGGCGGACUCCGAUGGCACUGGUUCGUCUGCAUCUUCUACGCCACCACCACCCCAACGCUCGUCUUCCAACGAGUCGGUCGAGUAUCGCAAGUACACCGUCAAGGAAUUGAUUGUCUCGUUGGACGAAACGGCAUCUUCCCUUCCACCCGCGCUCGAACGCCGGGUCCGGGAUUUCAAAAUGGCCCAACAAAAGAGACGCGAAAAACAGGGCGAUGCUAGACCCUGGGGAAUCCUUGGAUUGUAUCAACAUUUGAGUGAUAUCCGUGCCGACUUGGAAUGGGCCGAAGAUGCGGCCUGGCGCCGUCAAAACAAGGAACCUUAUCUCUCGUGGUCCGACUUUGAAGAAACACGAAAAGGAGGCAAUCACAAUCGACCGUGGUUUACCUAUACUGUCAUUCUCAUUUGUUCCAUCAUGAUGUUGGUCACCAUGGGUGUCAAUGACUGGGUCUUUGAACCAUUGGCCAUUAAUCCAUUGUUGGGACCAUCUUCGGAAGCUCUCUUGGAAACGGGUGCUCGGUCCACGGACUUGAUUGUCAAUGAAGGUCAAUGGUAUCGUCUCCUAUCUCCCAUCUUGUUGCACGCUGGUUUUGUACACUUUUUGCUCAACAUGGCGGCCAUGUAUUACAUUGGUGGUGCUGUGGAACAAAGUCAUGGACAUGCUUCUGCAGCAGUACUGUUCGUCGUACCGGCCGUGGGUGGAAAUAUCCUGUCGGCCAUUUGUCUGCCACAAUAUAUUUCAGUGGGAGCUUCGGGAGGAAUCUUUGGACUGAUUGGUGGUUGUGUCGCGGACAUUUCCAUCAAUUGGAAUUUGCUCUUUUUGAAAAGCAUGAAUGACAAGACGGAACGUUGGCGCCACAUGAUGGUCCUCUUUUGGUUGGCCUUUGAUAUCUUUUUGAAUUGCAUGAUUGGAUUGACACCCUUUGUGGACAACUUUACACAUUUGGGAGGAUUUCUAUAUGGACUACUCUGUGGAUUGUCUACCAUUGAAAAGUUGGCGGUCAACUUUUUUGGAUUGUCGCAGGGUGCCAGCAAGAUGGACAAUAUCAAGAAUACUCUGUUCCGAUUCAUGGGACUCAUUGUCUCGGUCAUUGCCAUUAUGAUUACCACCGGACUAUUAGCCGAUUCGGAUGGUCGUACCAGCCCCUGUCAUGGAUGUCGAUACAUUUCUUGUGUUCCCUUUCCACCAGGGGAUGACAAGUGGUGGUAUUGCGAUGACUGCGAUGGCGUACAGGCCGAUUUGUUUGUCAGUAUCAGUGGCUCUGGUCUCUAUACCGACAUUGACUUGACGUGUCCCGAUGGAACCAUUAAGGAUAUUGGAAUUGCACAGGACGAGCUAUACGAACGAUCGGAUGUCCGAAGGGCACUUCCCGGCUAUUGUCGAGAGCACUGCGAUUCUGUCUUUAUCAAUAACUAA